AUGUUUAGCUCCUACAAAAAUUCCUAUUUGCAAUUGGUAUGUGCCGUCAAUCCACGUUUACUGAACAAAGCCGUGGACUAUGCAUUGCGAAAACCAUACAGCGAUUCGCAUGAUGCCCUUCCACCAGCGCAAAGACUAGAAUCUAUGCAGCCAUCACUGUACGCUCCGCACGUGGAUAUUUCACGAGCGAAGAUAGGUUUCGGAGUUACCGGUCUCAGAGUCCUUGUAAGGCAGUUGCAUUCAGAGGAUCAUUUAGUGCAACUUCAAGCUUUGCACAGUGUUUUAGAUGAAGUUCAAAUAACUGAGCAUGCGAUGGUCCUAAUAAAUUUACACAUCGCGUAUCGCCUUAUAAACUUGAUGCUCAAUCCGGACCCAGUUAUUAAAGAAAAGAUAUGCAUGAUCCUCACUCACCUGGCGUCUUACUACCAAGGUAGAAAGCAGAUUAUGUCUAGACCUAUCAUCAUAGAAAAUCUCAUGUGGCUGAUGAUGCGGGAAAGAAAGGAGAUACGUUACGCUGCUGCCUACACUCUAAGGAAUUUAGCAAGAGACCGAUGUGCCUGCGAAAUCCUGAUGGAGAAUGAAAAAAUUGUCGACAAUCUCCUGAAAACAAUCAAAAAUGAUCAUAAAGGGAUUAUUCUGUUGCAUUUAAAGACAUUAACAAACCUUGCAGAAUGGGAUCCUGUCAUACCGCUAAAGUCCAACGCUUUUCGUAUCAUGCUAGUGCUGUUUGAUGAUUUUGAUCCAAGAAUAGUGGCCGGUGCGAUGGAUUGCAUGACCCAGCUUUGCAAGCACGACGUCGGAAAAAUACUGGCCGACGAGAACGAUUUAGUGUUUAAAUUGAAAAAGUAUUUAACAUCAAAACACAUUGAAAUCAUAAUCAGCGCUGUGUGUCUGUUGAAUUAUACAACUUUGACGACGCGUUCAAAAUGGCGGGCUAAGGAAUGUUGUUACGAACUCACGAGACUUCUCGUAAAUUUGUGCCACGUUCCAAACUUGCCGCCUUUACAAAUAAACGCUAUGCAUGUCUUAAUUAAUCUUUGCGACUGCCCCGACGUUAGGUAUCAUUUGAAAAAAUAUUGGGAGAACAAAAUAAAAGCAAUCAGAAUAAGGACGGACGAACAAUGGGAUGGAACGAGUGAGACGACGAGUUACGGAUUCGAAACAGGACAUAAUUACAGGACUAUGUGUAUAGAAGGCGUGGAAACGAUUAAAAACGAUGGCGGCAAUGAUUUGGAAUGCCUUAACGUAUCUAGUUACCUGCGCAGAGUCUGUGAAGUGAAGGAGAAGUUGAUUCGUGCCAUUAAUUGGAAAUGUUACAAGGAUUAG
Molecule: messenger RNA, 1326 nt
Organism: Bombyx mandarina (wild silkworm)
Lineage: Eukaryota; Metazoa; Arthropoda; Insecta; Lepidoptera; Bombycidae
Source: RefSeq, a predicted model, not a curated record